This is a messenger RNA of Drosophila sulfurigaster albostrigata, 1125 nucleotides long. RefSeq lists its product as uncharacterized. The record is from RefSeq and is a predicted model, not a curated record. The coding region runs from base 378 to 896 and encodes 172 amino acids. NCBI's taxonomy places the organism in Eukaryota, Metazoa, Arthropoda, Insecta, Diptera, Drosophilidae. The transcript is spliced from 2 exons.
AUUGAAAUCGGUCGGUUGUCUGCGUACAAAUCGUGUGUCGUUUGUUUUGACGUUUCUCGUUCUCGUACAAACACAAGCGCCUGAAGGCUGUAUAAAAUACAAGAACUUAACAAAACAAACAAAUUUAUUACGUUUUUGCCUGCAGCAAUUACACAUAUAUGUAUGCAAUUUGCAAUGCUCUCUCAAAUGGUACGUGACUCUGCCGCAACCUGAUUUCUUCAAGCGUGUGUGUGUGUGUCUGUUUGUUUACUUGCAAAGAAAUUGCACAAAGAAAAGUUCAAGUGAAAGCUCAACACCAAAAAAAUCAAAAACAAAACGAGAAAAUUAAGAAAAUACAACUGCAGUUUAAAUAACAAAAAAAGAAGAGAAAAGAAACAAUGGGUACGGGAUAUAAGCUGAAUCCAAGUGAAAUAAAUUGUCACAACAAGAUGUGCUACACAAAAGUGGCACCGAUUUUGGUGUUGCCAACCCUCCCACCUCCUCCCCCCAUCCGACCCGUGAUGACGUCGCCCGCCGUCAAAGGCAUUCGCCGCAAUUUGUUUGGCAGCUGCGGCGAUGGGGAAAUCGACAAAAUGCUCUCGACGCAACAGGAAAAGGAUGCGAACUAUUUGAAGCAGCGUUACAACAUCGAUCUAAAGAAAUUAGCGGAAAAUUGCAGUCCACAGAUCUCAACAUUUAGCAAGAACAAGACCGAUGGGGGAAAACCAAAUUUAACAGCUACAUCGCCAUAUGCGCGCAUCCCUGGCGUCAAAGGUAAUUUCCGUGUACGCAAAGCUCACAAUGCGAAUUCGAAUGUGCCAAAAUGUAUAGCUAAUAAUCUAAGUAGCGAAAUGGGGACAAAUGGGCAACAACUGAUGCAACAACUGCAAAAGGAGGAUGACAAUGAACGGCAAUAAUUGAUAUUUAUUAUACAUAUUUUUUUAUUUUAAUAAUUUAUGUUUUUUUAUAUGUGUAUAUUUUUGUUCAAAGAAAACCAAGACUUGACAGUCCAAAUUAUUGCUUAAGCUUUUGUUGCAAAGCACACACACACCCUCAAACACACAAAUACACACGCACACUAAAAAUGAAGGAAACAAAAGAAAACAAAAAAACACAAAAACAAAAAACAAUUGCGCCACGCGUGCA